Phytophthora megakarya is the source of this 423-nucleotide messenger RNA. Lineage: Eukaryota; Oomycota; Peronosporomycetes; Peronosporales; Peronosporaceae. The record is from the annotation of a GenBank genome assembly.
AUGGACCACACCCCCUCGUUACCUAGAUCAGACAAGGGCAACACAGAUUUGCUGGUCUUCGAAGAUUUCUUCUCCGGCUAUGUGAUCGCCAAAGCGAGCGUAUCCAGGACGGCUCAGGCUGUGGCAGAAUCCUACGAGGAAUGUGUGUUCCACCGAUUUGGUGCCAGCGAGGUGAUCCGCCAUGAUUGCGAACCCGGAUUUAUGUCCGAUUUCUUUCGCGCGUUUACAAAAUCCUGGAUCAGCUUCAACGCGAACGGAUCCGCGGAAAGGAUGGUGCAGACUACCACAAGGGCACUUAAGAUGUAUGCCCAAGAUUUGGAUCAGCGAGAUUGGAACGAAUAUGCGAAGCGACUUACAUUCGAGAUCAACACCGCUCGGGAUCGGAUCCGCGGAGAGACGCCGCUUUACAUUGUCCACGGCUGA